UCUCGCUGCGCAGGCGCAGUUCGGGCAAAGAAGGCGAAUCCGUGCUGACAAUGCAGGGGGAACGAAAUCCACCCGAGUGCCUGAUUGACAGGACCAUCAAGAUGAGGAAGGAAACGGAAGCCAGAAAAGUCCUUUUGGUCUGGGGGAUUCUCAACCUGUCACUCGCUGGCAUGAUCUACACGGAAAUGUCUGGAAAACUGAUAAGUUCCUAUUACAAUAUUUCGUGCUGGAUCGUCUGGUAUGUAGAACUUGGGUUUGCUUCUUUGUUCAGCCUCAACGCCUUAUUCGAUUUCUGGAGGUACUUCAAGUAUACCAUGGCUCCCACCAGCCUAGUUAUGAGUCCUGGACAACAGUCCCUGCUGGGGUUGCAGAACGCAGCGGUCCAGACUACGCCACCCCGGGAGUUGAUGCCCAGGAAGACGCCCCCUUCGCCUCCCUCCCCUCCCAUCCAGGGGCAGAGCGUCCUGAGCUACAGCCCAUCCCGCUCCCCCAGCACCAGCCCCAAAUUUGCCACGGGCUGCAUCUCCGGUUACAGCCCUCAGCUGCAGGCCUUGUCAGGAAGCAGUUCAGAUUCCAGCUCUCCGUCAAACAGCCCAACUUUUUGGAGCUACGGUCGCUCCAUGGCUGACUACGCCCAGAUGCUCCGGAAAUUCCAGUACCAGCCGGCCUACAGGUCCCAGGCCCCCUCGGCUCACAAGGACGAAGCCGACCUGAGUUCCAAGCAAGCUGCCGAAGAGGUCUGGGCCCGGGUUUCAACAAGCAGACAGCUGUUCGAUCACAUGGAUUCUUGGACUGCCAAAUUCAGAAACUGGGUCAACGAGACGAUUUUGGUGCCGCUGGUUCAAGAGAUGGACUCCGUAAGCACCCAGCUGCGGAGAAUGGGGUGUCCAGAGCUACAGAUUGGAGAGGCCAGCCUGAGCAGCCUGAAGCAAGCAGCUUUGGUGAAAGGACCCCUUAUCCCUACCCUGAACACCAUCGUGCAAUACUUGGACCUGACCCCAAACCAGGAAUAUUUAGUCGAGAGGAUCAAAGAGCUUUCCCAAGGCGGGUGCAUGAGUUCGUUCCGAUGGAACCGAGGAGGAGACUUCAAAGCACGCACGUGGGAUACGGAUUUACCCACAGACUCCGGA
Notechis scutatus (mainland tiger snake) is the source of this 1130-nucleotide messenger RNA. Lineage: Eukaryota; Metazoa; Chordata; Lepidosauria; Squamata; Elapidae. The record is from RefSeq and is a predicted model, not a curated record.